Galleria mellonella (greater wax moth) is the source of this 2518-nucleotide messenger RNA. RefSeq names its product O-acyltransferase like protein-like. The transcript has 13 exons. The record is from RefSeq and is a predicted model, not a curated record. Gene Ontology annotation, molecular function: acyltransferase activity, transferring groups other than amino-acyl groups. Bases 65 to 2224 code for a protein of 719 amino acids. NCBI's taxonomy places the organism in Eukaryota, Metazoa, Arthropoda, Insecta, Lepidoptera, Pyralidae.
AAACGUUAGUACACUGAACAGUUUAUAUUUUUUGUCUCUUAUCUCUUUUUUUUGAGUUUUCAAUAUGAAAUUAUUUUUUUUAUUUAACUUAGUUUUUAUUAUAAUAGUAAAUGCUCACGUUCAUAUGGUAUACGAUAGAAAUGAUGUUUUUGAUCGUAAGUUAUACGAAGAAGUGUUGGACCGUGGAGAGUGUUUGAAACAAAUGAGAUAUAUUGUGACAAAAGAUCCUUUGUUAUGGGCUCGAUUUUUGGAUGCGGGUUAUAGAAAGCCACGAAGUCUACUAAAAGGAAGUCUAAACGAUUUAGGCAGCUACUAUGAAUGUUUGGGUAUAAAUAAAAAUGUACAAGAUAUGAAUAUAGAAGGCAAAUAUUGUAUGGCGAAUAUGCCACUAAAUCAAUUUUUUAGUUUAUCCAGUUUGCCAGUACAGUCAGAACUUCUAGGAGCAUCAUGGCCAGAGUUCAAUUCGAUGAUGUUUAAUAUUGAUAAUAGUACCUACAAUGAUCUGAUAAAGCAAAUGAGUAUAAAGAAACAACUUCAAGGAUUGGUUGGAAUAACAUCAGAAGACAAUAAUAUAUCGAGAGAUGAAGAGUCAAGCCAAGGUUUUCAAAUCAGUAUACGCCUAGCAGUGUGCCUUCCAAAACCUUGUUCUUUGCAUAAUGUACUAGAAACUAUAUCAAAUAUAAGCAGUUUGCGAAUUGAAGAAGAUUAUUGCAGGAUUCCAAAUGAUAAACCAUGGGUUGCUGCAGAUUAUGUCGCUUUAGUUAUAUUCACUUUACUCGGUAUUUUUAUGGUACUAAGCACUGCUUAUGAUAUUCGACACCGAAUAUUCUUAAAAAAAGAUCCAAAAACAGCCAAUAGUCUGUAUCUGUCCUUUUCCGUUUACACAAACACUCUAAGACUGGUGACCUACAAACCAGUACCAGGAGCUCUAGAAUGCUUGGAUGGUAUUAGAGCAAUUGCAAUGCUGUGGGUUCUAGUUGGACAUACGUAUCUACAUUAUCUAUCAGCGCCUGCGCUACACAAUCCUUUAGAGAUUUUCGACUUUAUACAAUCCUUUUGGUCUUUGUGGAUAACGGCUGCCCCCAUUACUGUUGACACUUUCUUCAUGCUUAGUGGACUUCUGUUAAUUUAUACUACAGCAGGCAAAAUGACAGGAGUAAAGUUACUGAAGAACCUCCACAUGUUCUAUUUGAAUCGAUAUCUGCGUUUAUUCCCCGUGCUGGCCGCUUGUGUACUCCUUCAAGCGUCGCUGUUCUAUCGGGUAACAGACGGGCCUGUGUGGGAGGUCGUUGCGCAACAAACAUACCAAUGCAGAAAGUAUUGGUGGUCAACAUUAUUGUACAUACAGAACUAUUACAACCCUUACUACGUUUGUAUUCCAAAUACAUGGUAUCUGGCAAUAGAUUUCCAACUCUUCUUGAUAUCUCCUCUUGUUCUCGUCGGAGUGGUCGGUGCAACCAAGAGAACAGCUUGGAUCACAUUAACUACUGCCCUACUGGCUAGUCUUACAGGAUCUAGCAUUUAUAACUUUAUAAUGAGAUUCGCAUCUGGUAUUUUUACUCUUAGUCCAUCAAGAGAGGACCAGCCGGAGUAUUUUACUUUGUACUACGUAAACACGUUGACAAGGUCAUCGCCCUUCUUCGUGGGAAUGAUAUUUGGAUAUAUUCUAUAUAUUUAUCGUGGAAAGACGUUAAUUAUGUCAAAAGUACAAGUUGCCCUUUUAUGGUUUUUUGCUAUAAUUUUGUCAUCGGGAGUCAUUUGUAGUCAUUAUCUAGUUAUACAACAAGACUGGGAUAAUCAGAUAGUCGAUGACUUGAUCAAUUCGUACAUGAGGCCAAUUUGGGCUUUGAGCGUUUGCUGGAUGAUCUUCGCUUGUACACAUGGAUAUGGAGGUCCCAUUAACUGGUUCCUAUCUCAUCCCAUGUGGAAGAUACUGGCAAGGUUAUCGUAUGCCAUGUAUAUUUUCCAUUACCCACUUAUGUUUGUAGUCAAUGGAUCCAUAAUAGCCCCUCUUUAUUUCAGCGAUGAAUUCGCGAUACAAAAAACUAUGACUGAUUUUGUGAUAGCAGUUUUGGCUGCGUAUAUAAUCACAUUGUUUGUAGACGCGCCCUGCUCUGUGUUGAUUAAACAUUUCUUGGGAGGUAACAAGAAGCCAGCGCCAAUAAAACCCUUGGACGGCACUGCUAAUCCCUCAGAGGCGAAUAACAAAAAUGAUUCAGCAUAAAAUUAAUAAAUAGUUAGACCGUAACGCCAUCUAGUCUUAAACUAAGGACUUGUACAAUGAUUAUUAAAUAAUUGAUGUACUAUAAAUAAAUGUCAUUUUUUUUUAUAUAAAUAACAUAUUUAGAUGGAAAAUGCCAAGAUAAUCUGUAUUAUCUGGACGUUUCAUAGUAAGUAAGUAUAAGCAAUUAUGAAUAAAAAUUGUUAUUUGUAUUGAACGGGCAUCGAACCUGCAAACAUCGGAAGGUGAAGCAAUGAAAGCACUAUACCAACGAUACAAUAAAAUAAGUAUUAUCUA